Apis dorsata (giant honeybee) is the source of this 720-nucleotide messenger RNA. RefSeq lists its product as uncharacterized. The coding region runs from base 30 to 680 and encodes 216 amino acids. Gene Ontology annotation, cellular component: Shu complex. The transcript is spliced from 4 exons. Gene Ontology annotation, molecular function: single-stranded DNA binding. Gene Ontology annotation, biological process: double-strand break repair via homologous recombination. NCBI's taxonomy places the organism in Eukaryota, Metazoa, Arthropoda, Insecta, Hymenoptera, Apidae. The record is from RefSeq and is a predicted model, not a curated record.
CUAUAUAUAUUUGGAAGUGAUAUAAAAAUAUGUUUUCAUCAAAAAAUGUGAAAUCAACAUUACUCUGUGGACCUCAGGAAUUAAAUAAAUCUUUUAUGUUUGAGACAGCAAUUUACUGGGCCGAGGAAGGACGUCGCGUCGUUUACAUUACACCAACACCAUUGGAGAGAUUACCGGCAACUUGUCAUGAUAGAUGUAAUCCAGCACCCGCGGCUUUCAAGCUCAUGAGAUUUAUGUAUUUGAAGAACUACGAAUCUCUUGUAGAACGAAUGAUUGAGUUGCAUACCUUUGCCAGUUUACCAUCUAUUCUUUUAAUCGACGACUUUGACACCUAUAUCAAUGAUUAUAAAGAAAGCGAAAUAUCACGAAAUUUUCACAUCGCCAGAAUAUGUUCCUUGAUUCUUGAUACGAUGAAUUCUUGCGCACGAAUUCUAAAGAUCAAUGUAUAUAUAUGCGCCUGGUCUUUUUCUGGAAUGAAUGAUAUUUGUACAUAUACAAUAUACUUUAUUAAUAUUUGGAAUGUGACAAAUGAAGAAGAAAGCAAUACUAUAUUUUUACAAAAAUACUUGCAGAAAGCUUUUACAGAACAAUGUCCAUCAUAUAGAUAUUGCAAACUCAAAGAUGGAACGAGAGUGUUAAAACAAAUUCUACACGAAUCUAUGAUUUUUGAUAGAAAUUAAUUUUCAGAUCAAUAUUUAUAAUUAAAUCAGACAUUGAAAU